CGGACGACGACGACGGCCCCUGGCCAAACCAACACGGAAGCAACGGGCCGGACUACCGGGGAAUGGGCACGCAAGUAGUGCCCAAGCGAUGGGGCGCGCGCCUUCGAAGCACUCGCGGGCAGCCGGGGCGCGAAUGGCGCUGCCCCUUUCCCGCCCGGGCCGCGAAGUUCCGCCCCGCCCCUGCGCCCCCGGCUCUUUCUUCA
Molecule: messenger RNA, 203 nt
Organism: Amoebophrya sp. A120
Lineage: Eukaryota; Dinophyceae; Syndiniales; Amoebophryaceae
Source: the annotation of a GenBank genome assembly